AUGAGGGUCCUGCUCUCAGUCCUGGGAGUCCUCACCUUGUUGUCCAUAGCUCCUCUGGCCAGGAGCUUCCUUGAGGGACAGGAGUGCUCCUCCGAGUACCGCCACUGCAGAAUGAAGUGCGACGCCACCGAAUAUGCCAUCAGAUAUUGUGAGGAUUGGACCAUCUGCUGUGGAGCAAAGAGCAGAGAAGCAAAGAAGAAAAGGUUGUGGUGACUAGUUGAACUCAUCUUCUUAGGAAAAGACAUCCAAAGUAGUGAAAAGUUCCGUGUCCACCUAAGAAUAAAUGAUAAGACGA
Messenger RNA from Peromyscus californicus insignis, 295 nucleotides. Its product is annotated as beta-defensin 43-like. The coding region runs from base 1 to 213 and encodes 70 amino acids. Gene Ontology annotation, biological process: innate immune response. Lineage: Eukaryota; Metazoa; Chordata; Mammalia; Rodentia; Cricetidae. The transcript has 2 exons. Gene Ontology annotation, cellular component: extracellular region. The record is from RefSeq and is a predicted model, not a curated record.